AUGAAGGAACAAUUACUCGACCAGGGCUCCAAACGAAUAAAGCAUAUCCAAUUCGGUGUACUCUCUCCAGCCGAGAUAGUCAAAGUUGCACAGAUUGAAGUAACGCAACGAGAUCUCUAUAAUGACGAUCGCACGCCCGUGCAGAAUAGCGUACUAGAUCCACGUCUGGGCACGUCGGAUCAUGACAUGGCAUGCGAAACAUGCGGUGAAAAGAUGCAUCUAUGCGUUGGUCAUUUUGGUUACGUUCGUCGCGUCCUAAUGGAAGAACCCGAUCGCCGACGAUACUUGCAACGUCUUCGAAAACCUAAAUUGGAGCGAACAGCUCGGAAGAUCAUCAUAAAAGCCACAAGCGCGAUAUGUAAAAAAGUGGUAGAGUGCCCAUACUGUGGAGCUAUUAAUGGAACUGUGAAAAAGGCUGGCGCACUAAAGAUAGUGCAUGAGAAAUUUAAGACAAAAAAAGCAGCAACAGAACAAGAUAAAUUUAGAAAGACAUUUGAAACGGCUAUAUCAUUUGUUCCGGAUGUGCGAAAUCAUUUGAAUAAAGCACAGGAGGAUUUGAAUCCACUACGAGUGUUGCAACUAUUCAAAAAUAUAUCGUCUGAGGACUGUGAGCUACUUUGUUUAGAUCCCAAGAACGGAAGACCUGAAUUGUACAUAUGGCAAUGUAUCCCUGUUCCACCUGUUGCUAUAAGGCCGUCUAUCGCACAAGACAACGCAAGCACUGAAGAUGAUCUAACUGUAAAGUUGACGGAGAUUAUAUUUACAAAUGCAUUAAUUAAGACUGCACUCGAAAGAGGUGCGUCAACAACCGCACUAAUGGAACAGUGGGAGUUUUUACAGUUGUCUGCUGCGAUGUAUAUAAACAGUGAAUUACCCGGUGUUCCAAGUACUACUUCUACAAAACCAAUUCGAGGGUUAUGUCAGCGCUUGAAAGGAAAGCAAGGUCGAUUUCGCGGUAACCUUUCGGGAAAGCGUGUAGAUUUUUCCGGCCGUACUGUUAUUUCGCCUGAUCCAAACCUGCGGAUUGACGAGGUCGCCGUGCCAAUACUGGUUGCAAAAAUUUUGACAUACCCGGAACGAGUGUUCGAGCACAAUCGCAAGAAGUUGCAACAGUGUGUCAUUAAUGGCCCCGACGUACACCCAGGAGCCAAUUUUGUGACACAGAGAAACGGUUUCAAAAGGCUAUUGAGGUACGGUGACCGACAAGCGAUCGCUGCAGAACUAUCCGUUGGUGACAUAGUUGAACGACACAUCACAGAUGGAGACGUGGUUUUGUUCAAUAGACAGCCAUCUCUUCACAAACUUAGUAUUAUGGCUCAUUAUGUUAAAGUAAAACCCUGGCGAACUUUCCGAUUCAAUGAAUGCGUGUGCACACCUUAUAAUGCUGACUUUGAUGGCGAUGAAAUGAACCUCCAUGUCCCCCAAACAGAGGAAGCCAGAACAGAAGCUAUCGAAUUAAUGGGUGUAAAGAAUAAUCUCGUAACACCUCGUAAUGGCGAACCCAUCAUCGCUGCAAUUCAGGACUUUGUCACUUCAUCUUACCUGCUUACGCAAAAAGAUGUCUUUUAUGAUAGAUCACAAUUUGUUGAAAUCUGUUCAUACAUGGCGGAUGCCGAUCUACAUAUUGAUAUCCCCCUCCCGACAAUAUGGAAACCGAUCAUGUUAUGGACGGGAAAGCAAGUGUUUGAUGUACUAAUGAGACCAAAUAGGGAAUCCAAAGUUCUAGUUAAUUUGGAGAAUAAAGGGAGAUCUUUUGAGAAGAGGGAAGGUAAACCACCCGAGUUUUGUCCUAACGAAGGAUAUGUGGUGAUCAGAAACAGUGUGAUGAUUUGCGGUGUAGUGGAUAAGUCGCUAGUAGGUGAUGGAAAUAAACAUUCGUUGUUUUACGUAAUAUUAAGAGACUAUGGGUCAUUUGAGGCAGCAAAUGCAAUGAAUCGAUUAUCAAAAUUAUGCUCGAGAUGGUUGGCAAAUCGCGGAUUUUCCAUUGGUAUUAAUGAUGUACAGCCGGGUGAAGUGCUUAAAGCAAAAAAGGAUGAACUCAUCGAGUCCGCCAACAAGACCUGUGACGAUUUAAUCGAAAGAUCUAAAAGCGGUAAAUUGGUGAAUCAACCUGGUUGUAAUGAAGAACAGACUUUGGAAGUAAAUAUGGCGUAUUUUGAUUUACUUGGUCUUGAUACUACCCAUAUCUCUGGUGUCUUGUCAAAAGUUCGUGAUGAUGCUGGUCAGAUAUGUAUGCAAGAACUCAACAGAUACAACGCACCACUUAUUAUGGCAACUUGUGGGUCAAAAGGAUCGAAAAUCAACGUAUCUCAGAUGGUUGCUUGUGUUGGACAGCAGAUUAUAAGUGGCAGUCGUAUUCCGGAUGGAUUUCAGGACAGGUCUCUACCCCAUUUCUUAAAACAUUCAAAGACUCCUGCGGCAAGAGGAUUUGUUAGGAAUAGUUUCUAUAGUGGAUUAACACCGACCGAAUUCUUAUUUCAUGCAAUUUCUGGUCGUGAAGGUCUAGUGGAUACUGCAGUUAAAACUGCCGAGACGGGCUAUAUGCAACGAAGAUUGAUGAAGGCUCUCGAGGAUUUGACUGUUCAUUACGAUCUAUCUGUGAGAAAUGCUUCAGGAUCAUUGGUGCAAUUCUGCUAUGGCGACGAUGGUCUCGAUCCUACUUAUCUAGAGGGCGAUGGUUUACCCGUUGAUUUGAGACGUAAUCUGCAGCAUGCAAUGGGUUUAAGUCCAGCCGCACCUGAUGAACCAAGAUUACUUCCCUAUCAGAUAAGGGACAUCACCAGGCGUGAGCUUUCGACUAACCGGUUUACCUCGAUGUGUACAGAGUCAUUUAUUCAGUCGAUAUACGAUUACGUUGAUGCGGAGCUGGCGAAACCACUUGCAUCUUUACGAGAAAGUUAUGGGUUAUGGCCUGCUAAUGAGAAUCCCGAGUCCGGCGACGAUCCGAUGUUAGUAGACGGCGAAAACAAUGCUGCGAUUAGUCAUGUAGUGAAUCAAAAGAUAUACGUAACAGAAGCCCAGCUUCAACAGUUUUUUGGUAUCUGUUGGAAAAAAUAUUUGAAUGCGAAGGUCGAACCUGGGACUGCUGUGGGUGCCAUCGGUGCACAAUCAAUUGGUGAACCAGGAACUCAAAUGACUUUGAAAACUUUCCAUUUUGCCGGUGUUGCUUCUAUGAAUGUCACUCUUGGUGUGCCACGCAUUAAAGAAAUUAUUAAUGCAACCAAAACAAUUAGCACCCCCAUCAUUACGUGUAAACUUGUUAGUGAACAUGACGUAAAAGCAGCGAGAAUAGUCAAAGGCAGAUUAGAAACGACUUAUCUUGGAGAUAUUGCAAAAUGUAUAGAAGAAGUCUAUAAAUUAGACGAAUGCUUUCUUACAAUUACUCUUGAUUUAGAGGCUAUCACAAAAUUACAAUUAGAGACUAAUAUAGAUGACAUAGCUAAAGCAAUUGUUGAAACUAGGAAACUGAAGCUCGCUGAAUCGAAUGUGCUAGUGCUCAAGCCAGAUCAAAUAAUCGUAAAUGUAUCAGAGAACGAACCGUUGGUACUCUAUUACAGAUUACAAGCACUCAAGCGUGUUCUACCCAAAGUUAUAGUCAAGGGUAUACAGACAGUGACAAGAGCUGUUAUUAGCGAGAUGACGGAAGACAAGAAGCAGUUGCUUGUCGAGGGAUACGGACUGCAGGAAGUGAUGACUACUGAAGGUAUUGUCGGUACCCAAACAACGUGUAAUAACGUAAUUGAAGUUCGUAAAGUGCUUGGAAUAGAAGCUGCAAGAAAUACUAUUAUCCAUGAAAUCCAAUAUACUAUGAGCAGUCACGGCAUGAGCAUUGAUCCGAGACACGUAAUGCUGCUCGGGGAUAUCAUGACAUACAAAGGCGAUGUACUCGGAAUUCACAGGUUCGGCGUGGCUAAUAUGAAAGAUAGUGUUCUUAUGUUGGCCUCAUUCGAGAAGACAACGGAUCAUCUUUUCGAGGCUGCAUUAUAUAGCCAAAGAGACUCGAUCGAAGGUGUCAGCGAGUCGAUUAUUAUGGGUAUGCCAAUGCCCUUGGGCACUGGAUUAUUCAAAUUAAUCAGGAAAUCGGGUAGGGAAGAACGGCCUAUGAGAAAGAAGCUGUUGUUUGAUGAUCCCGAGAGACAUGUACCACUUGUUUUGUAA
This is a messenger RNA of Paraglomus brasilianum, 4158 nucleotides long. NCBI's taxonomy places the organism in Eukaryota, Fungi, Glomeromycota, Glomeromycetes, Paraglomerales, Paraglomeraceae. The record is from the annotation of a GenBank genome assembly.